AUGACAGAAUACAAGUUGGUUGUGGUUGGUGAUGGUGGCGUCGGCAAAUCUGCACUCACCAUCCAACUUAUUCAAAAUCAUUUCGUUGAGGAGUAUGACCCCACCAUCGAGGAUUCUUAUCGCAAACAGGUAGUAAUCGAUGGUGAAACGUGUCUGUUAGAUAUUCUGGAUACAGCUGGUCAAGAGGAAUACAGCGCAAUGCGCGAUCAGUAUAUGAGGACAGGCGAAGGAUUCCUUUUAGUAUUCGCUGUGAACGAAACGAAAAGUUUCGAAAAUGUUACACAUUAUAGGGAGCAAAUACGCAGAGUCAAAGACAGUGACGAAGUGCCGAUGGUGCUAGUUGGAAAUAAGUGUGAUUUAGCACAACGUGUGGUGGAGUCACGUGCAGUUGCCGAGGCAUCACGUGCAUAUGGAAUUCCCUUUGUUGAGACAUCCGCGAAGACGCGAAUGGGCGUUGACGAUGCAUUUUAUACGUUGGUUCGUGAGAUACGUAAACAUAAACAAAAACAGAGUGUUAAGCCGAGAAAGAAACGCAAAUGUACGAUCCUAUAA
Molecule: messenger RNA, 552 nt
Organism: Anisakis simplex (herring worm)
Lineage: Eukaryota; Metazoa; Nematoda; Chromadorea; Rhabditida; Anisakidae
Source: the annotation of a GenBank genome assembly